AUGUCUUCUCAAAACACUCGUUUCCACCCUUAUGAUCAAUCGACUCCAUCACUGAACAACUUGCUGCACCAAACCGAAGGGUCAUCGUCUUUGCGAGGCCUUAACAAUCAUCACAACGCGCGGGGCGAGCAAGGUGGUGAUAGCUCACCUGAUGUAUUCACUGAUACCAUGGGAGGAGGCAGUUCUGUUUUGUUUCGACGUGAAGCGGCGCGUACUGAGACGAACCCGAUCCUUGAAAAGAUUUUGCAAGAGAUUGGGAACUUGUUGACCAAGGUCUCCCAAGUCGAGAUCAUGUCCACCCGGAUCGAUCAAGUGGUGCAGGCCACCUCGCUCUUGUCCAACAAGAUCGAUGACUUGUCAAACAAGAUGGACGAGGUCAUAGACACGGUGGCCUCCUUAUCCUCCGGCCAACAAGUAUUGUCCUUGUCCAACAAGGUCGAUCAUCUUGCUGCCACGGUGGCUCAGUUGACUGCUGCCACCCAGUCGGCAGGGACCUCUGCGGCGCCUGGGUCCAACCUAGUGGCCACUGCACCCGCAGCGCCUGCCCCUUGGACAGUUUCGACCGCUUUGAAGCGAGUUUAUCAGGUGGCAUAUGCACUGGUGACAGAAGCUGGCCUCGAGGCUUAUACUGCCAUCCAGGCAGAUGGUAAUGUGUUACAAAGAUCGCUUUUUAACAGUAUCAAGCAAAAAGUUCUGGCCAUCGGUGGCCAAUGGGUGGUUCAGCACCUCCCCCCUACCAUUAACGGUUUCCAAGAUGUCCCCGCUGGUAAGAAUUACAAUAAAUUGGUCAAGGAUGCUGGAAAUCAUGCGCGAGAGAAAAUGCAUCUUUUGGUCCGUUCUUUAGUUUUGACCAAUAUUCGGAACCCACGCGACCCGAGUCCCAUUACGGCACCUGUCCCUAACAUCAAAAAGCUUGUCCAUCGUAUUGCCAAUCAAUUUAAUACGAACCCAGACAAACUGGACGUAGACCCUCUGUGGGAGAAAACCCCUUGGGCUCAACGUCUUCGUGUUGCAUAUCUUCGUCGCGAAGCCAUGCGAGUUGUGCGCGGUGGUGGCAAUAUUUGGGCUCGUGUUGACCUACACCUCCGUAGGUUGCAUGAACGUGGGCCACUGUACACUACGGCAUUCUAUAAACUUGUCUACGACCAAGAUUGUGCAAUGUUCAAAUCGAACAUUUGCUUCAUCAACAUUCCUGCGAAUGUUACUUUUGCUUUGCCCAGCGAUGAGGAAAUCGAGGUGGAGAUGAACACCAUGGAGCCCCAACCAGCUGUUGUUCAAUGA
This is a messenger RNA of Melampsora larici-populina 98AG31, 1281 nucleotides long. RefSeq lists its product as uncharacterized. NCBI's taxonomy places the organism in Eukaryota, Fungi, Basidiomycota, Pucciniomycetes, Pucciniales, Melampsoraceae. The record is from RefSeq and is a predicted model, not a curated record. The transcript is spliced from 10 exons. The coding region runs from base 1 to 1281 and encodes 426 amino acids.